GGUUCGGCACUAGAGACGGGUCUUGAAUUUGGUCUCACUUUUCGUAUCUUAUAACCAUUUUCUCCGAAAGAGUGUGUGAAUAAAUUUAAGAUUAUAGAAAUAAUUUUGAAUUCAUUUUUAUUCAAAUUAAUAGUACCAUGUCUUCGACCGAUCUCCGAUCAAGAGUAAGAAAAAUGUUGCAAGCGGACAAUUCUCUAAAAGAAAAAUUGAUUACGGGAUUAUCCGAACUCCUUGGAACAGGGAUAUUAGUAUUUUUGGGAUGUAUGGGUUGUGUCGGAGGUUUAACACCUAUCUCGCCUACACAUUUACAAAUUACAUUGAAUUUUGGAUUAUCAGUUAUGAUGGUUAUUCAGAUUUUUGGGCACAUUAGUCAUGCACAUGUGAACCCUUCGAUCACUGUAGGUGCAGUAGUUUUAGGUAAAAAAACUAUUUUAGAAGGAAUAAUUUAUAUUCUGUCACAAUCAGUCGGUGCUAUACUUGGAUAUGGCAUGUUAAAGAUUGUGACACCACAUGGAUCACUUAAAGGAAGUGCCACUGCACCUUUGGAGCAGUUUUGUGUUACAAAGUUGGCUGAUAAUGUUAGUGUAACUCAAGGAUUACUUAUAGAAUCAAUCGCUACCGCAGUUUUAAUGCUGAUAGCAUGUGCUAUAUGGGACAAGAAAAACGAAAAAAAUACGGAUGGAGUCUCUCUUAAAUUUGGUUUGGCUGUGACGGCUUUGGCCACGGCAGCUGGACCUUACACCGGAUGUUCUAUGAAUCCGGCUCGUUCCUUGGCCCCAGCUAUUUGGAACAACCAGUGGUCCCGACACUGGGUUUAUUGGUUUGGACCAAUGGGAGGAUCCAUGCUAGCAGCUCUCUUGUACCGAACAAUUUUUCAAACAAAAGAAUAUACCUGUGAAGAAGAAACGAUGCCAGAAACAGUAGUACUCAACAGUAUAGAAUCAGAAAAGAAUUAGUACGUUUAAAAAGACAUUUACAAAAAAUGAUUUUCACACUUGAAUAUCAAAUCCUGAACAUCAAUCGAGACACAUAUUUAAUUAAAUACCAUUAGAACAAUGGUCUCUCAGGAAGGUGAGAAAUUGCCAUUAGACAUAUGAUAAGAACGAAAUCACGUGGAUAUGGAUUUUACCCAUGAGAAUGGUACAAAGCAACAUUUUUACAAAAGUGUCACAGAAAAAAAAACAGAGUGUAAUCUUUACCCGAUUUCAGAGUGAUUUUUACCUGCAACAAAUAAUUAACUUUAUAUGGUGAGAUUCACCUACCACAUUGGGUAUGGUUAUCAUGUCAACUUCAUUUUAUCAUACUUUGUUUCGAUACGAGAAAAUUUAACGUUACCCAUUUAAAAAUUACACGUAACAAAAAUGAAUAUCUUUUUUCUUCUGUGAUAUUAAAAAAAUGGUAUAUUUUGUAUAUAAGAAAAAAUGUCUAUGAAAUACCAUUUCAUAGAACUGAAUAAAUGGGACAACAAAUAAUCCUGUACUUUGUAUACUUUUUUUCUUUUUCUUUUUGAGUACAGGUAUUGCCAACAAAAAACAGUAAAUUAAAAUCUAAAAGAAUAAACAAUUGUUGAUUAAUGC
Molecule: messenger RNA, 1577 nt
Organism: Belonocnema kinseyi
Lineage: Eukaryota; Metazoa; Arthropoda; Insecta; Hymenoptera; Cynipidae
Product: aquaporin AQPAn.G-like
Exons: 5
Coding region: 138-956 (272 amino acids)
Biological process (GO): transmembrane transport
Cellular component (GO): plasma membrane
Molecular function (GO): water channel activity
Source: RefSeq, a predicted model, not a curated record